This is a messenger RNA of Colletes gigas, 828 nucleotides long. Its product is annotated as protein transport protein SFT2. Bases 13 to 627 code for a protein of 204 amino acids. Lineage: Eukaryota; Metazoa; Arthropoda; Insecta; Hymenoptera; Colletidae. Gene Ontology annotation, biological process: vesicle-mediated transport. The record is from RefSeq and is a predicted model, not a curated record. The transcript has 3 exons. Gene Ontology annotation, cellular component: membrane.
CGUCGUGUCAAAAUGGCCGACCUUAAUAAAGAACUAAACGAAUAUCUUCUUAGUAGCAAAAAUGAGAAACAAUUUAAGCUGACCGUACCCUCGGUAACAAUACCAAAAGCAAAUAUUGGAAAAUGGUUUGGAAAAACCGGUGACGAAGAUGAAGAAGAAACAGGAUGGAUACAAGGGGCACAAAAAGAAUGUUGUCCUAGCAUGACACGACUACAAAGGUUAAUAGCAUUUAUUGUAUGUUUUUCUAUGGGUAUGCUCUGUUUUUGUCUCUCGGCAAUUUAUAUUCCAGUUUUGUUACUGAAAGCGAGAAAAUUUGCGCUUUUGUACACUUUAGGAAGUGCUCUCUUCUUAGCGAGCUUUUGCUUCCUUUUGGGUCCAUUAAGUUACCUGAAAUCAUUGUUCUCUGCUGAAAGAAGGUGUUUCAGUGUAUCCUAUUUUGCAACUCUACUAGGAACACUCUAUUUUGCCCUCCAUUUACAGUCUACACCAUUGACAGUACUGUGUGCUGUUUUACAGUUAAUAGCUAUGUUAUCCUUCUUAGCAAGUCAUAUACCCGGAGGAACAAAGGGUCUGAUGUUUUUUACAAGGAUGUUCAAAUCCUCUGUAAAUUCUACGUUACCUGUAUGAUGUAGCUGCAUAGGCAUCAAAUACAUGUAUACAAAAUGAAUAUUGUAUCUUUACUUUUGGCAAUUACAAAAAUUUCCAUAUACAAACAAUCUAUCUGCAGAUACAAUUCUUAUAUGGAUUCAGUAAUAUGGUAUUAUGUACAAAAGACUGAUUUUUCUAGUAACUAAUCUGACUGUAAUAUACACAAUAAAUUUCCAUUAU